AUGGCCACAAUUCCAAACACAAGCAACUCGUUCGAAGACAACCACGCAAUAUUUGGUGAAUGUUUAAAACUCCCUUACUACCGUGGAAAAGUUGAAAAGUGGAUGGUAGCAACAAAUAUAUUUUUAAUUCUGGUAAACAUAAUCUCAUGUGUUAUAACUCUGGCUGCGAACACCUUAUUCCUUGUCGUCUAUUUCAGAACGCGUUCCUUACGAAAUACGCAUUAUUUUUAUCUUAUGCUGUUAGCGGUCACUGAUAUCAGCGUGGGGUUGAUCUCGCAACCGCUAUUGAUCGCGAGAAUAUUCAUGGAAAUCUACAGUGUUCACGAUUGCGUAUUAUGGACUGUAAUGCGAGCGAGCGGGUACUACUUCUCAGGGAUAUCGUUGCUCACCAUUACCUUGGUCAGUAUCGAACGAUGGUUCGCUGUCUGUCGACCAAUCAAACACCGCCGUGACGUCACGCCGAAGCGGAUGGCUGUGGUGGCAUUCAUAGUCUGGGCAGUAUGGUUUAUAUUUCCCGUCGUGCGUUUCGCUUUGCCGAAAUUCUAUCGUGCUUUCGGAAUGCUGAUUGGCGGACUUAUUGUGGUAAUUUUUGUAAUCAAUGCCAUACUCUACCUGAAAAUUCAACGUAGCGUGCGGGAUGGAAAACUUAGAUUUUCUGGCAAAGAACAACAGAGGAAUACCAAUGGGGACGUUAACUUCGAAAAAGAAGGACGAAUGGCUAGAACGAUUGCUUUGCUUCUAGUUGUGAUGGUGUUAGCCUCCUUACCCACUGCUAUGGGUACAACCUAUAAAUCACUCCGUGGGGUUAAUACUGUAUAUCUGUUUGUAUUUCUACCACUAGGAGAUACAUUGUUUCUUAUAAAUUCAUCAUUUAAUCCUCUGUUUUAUUGUUAUAGAAAUGCCAAUAUACGUAUGGCUAUUACAAAAUUUAUGUCCUCACUAAAUGCUAGCUCAGUGAAUUGCGAUUCGUCGUCCAAUAAUCAGGCAACGUCAAAAAUGUGA
Messenger RNA from Paramuricea clavata, 1002 nucleotides. Lineage: Eukaryota; Metazoa; Cnidaria; Anthozoa; Malacalcyonacea; Plexauridae. The record is from the annotation of a GenBank genome assembly.